CUAUCAGAAAUCAAGUAGCGGAAAUAGCUGUAUGUUGUGUAUGGCAAAAGAUGUGAAUUUUGGCGUUUGAAGUAACCGGAUAGCGGGUUGUCCCCGCACCCAUGUUCCUAAGCCCUGUCGCGAGACAACACGUCAACCUAUAUAGACUGUCCACGUGAUUUCGGGGUCUUCUAGAGCGCAAGGCGGCCUAAUAUUUCACUCUGAUCUCGACCCACCAUGUCGGUAAAAGCUCUGAUAAGUAGCUGUUUAUUUCUUCUUGCUUCUCUGUCAUACCUGGUUGAUGCAGACAAUGGUUUCUCCAGGGAUCCUAAAAAAUUGGAGUUACUGGUCCUAACUGUAGCAACCGAGGAGACAGAUGGUUAUACCCGUUUCAUGAGAUCCUGUAGUCACUAUGAUGUACCAGUUAGAGUGAUUGGGAUGAAUACAUCCUGGAAGGGUGGCAAUGUGCGCACAGACCCUGGUGGUGCUCACAAGAUUAACCUUCUCAAGGAUGCAGUGGCUGAAUAUAAAGACAAGAAAAACCUGGUCCUUAUGUUCUCAGACAGUUAUGAUGCAAUAUUCCUAGCAAGGGCUGAGGCUUUUAUAAAAAAAUUCCUGGAAUUCAAAGCUCAUGUGGUGUUCUCAGCAGAGGGAUUCUGUUGGCCAGACAGAUGGCUGGUGGAUAAGUACCCUGAGGUUGGCCAUGGCAAAAGAUACCUCUGCUCAGGAGGAUUUAUUGGAUAUGCCCCUGUUUUCCACCAAAUCAUCAACGAAAAGCCAGUCAAGGACGAAGAUGAUGAUCAGUUGUUCUAUACUAACAUCUACUUGGACAAGGAGAAAAGGGACAAAUUCAAUAUGAAACUUGACCACAAGGCAGAGAUUUUUAUGAAUUUAAACGGUGCUGAAGAGGAGGUUCAGCUCAAGUUUGAAGGAGAAAAGGUCUGGCUUUAUAACAAGGUGUAUUCCACAACCCCCCUGUGGGUACAUGGUAAUGGUCCAAGCAAGGUCCAUCUCAAUUAUAUUGGUAACUAUCUCCCGGCAAUGUGGAAUAAGGAAAAAGGAUGCCUGGUCUGUAAUGAAGACACUAUCAAGCUGCCAGAAAAAGAAUCAGACUAUCCCAAGGUGAUGAUGGCCAUAUUUAUAUCACGACCAACCCCAUUUGUCCCAGAGUUUUUCAAAAGAAUAGAGGCACUUGAUUACCCUAAGAAGAAAAUUGCACUCUACAUCCACAAUUUGAUGGAUGGUCACACUAAAGAAGUAAAUGAAUGGCUGACAGAGGAGAUCAGAGGCCUGUACCACUCCGUCACUUACCAGGGUCCAGGAACUUUUGAGGCAGCAGCCAGGAAUAAGGCAGUGGAUGUAGCCAUCCAGAGUGGGAGUGAUUACUUAUUUGUAGUAGAUGCCAAUGUUGUUUACACCAAUAAAAAGUCCCUGAAGUUGCUAAUUGAGCAGAACAGACCUCUCCUUGUACCUAAGAUGUCAAAACACGCUAAGCUCUGGUCGAACUUCUGGGGAACUAUUGGUGAUGAUGGUUACUAUGCCAGAGCUGAAGACUACAUUGAUAUUGUAGAGUACCGCCGUGUGGGUAUUUGGAACUCAGCGUACGUCACAGGUAGUUACUUGAUCCAGAAAGACGUCCUUCCCAAACUCAAGCACGCAUACAGCUAUGGCAACCUAGAGCCCGAUCUGUCAUUCUCAAAAUACCUCAGAGACAAUGGAAUCUUCAUGUAUGUGACAAACAUGCACUACUUUGGCCGUCUGAAGGAGACAGAUACAGUCACGACAAAUCACCUCCACAACGACCUCUGGCAGAUCUUUGACAAUCAGAUCGAUUGGGAAGAGAGAUACCUUCAUCCGAAUUAUUCACAGAACCUGAACAAAAGUAUCCCCUUGAAAAUGCCCUGCAACGAUGUGUUCUGGUUCCCGUUGAUGAGUGAGACGUGGGCGACGCACAUGAUAGAGGAGAUGGAGCACUAUGGCAAGUGGUCAGGAGGCAAGCACGAGCAUGCGGAUGCCCGCCUUAACGGGGGGUACGAGAACGUUCCCACUGUCGACAUCCACAUGAACCAGGUUGGUUGGGAGCGUGAGUGGCUUCACUUACUCAAGACUUACAUCGUUCCUGUGAAUACCAGGAUUUUCCCAGGAUAUUACUCAGAGGGCCGUGCUAUCAUGAACUUUGUUGUCAAGUACACGCCAAGUGGUCAGUACUACCUGCGCCCUCAUCACGACUCUUCCACUUACACCAUAAACAUCGGACUCAAUAAGCCAGGAAUUCACUACGGGGGUGGCGGCUCCCGGUUUAUUCGCCAAGACUGUGCCGUGACUGAUACCCAAGUUGGCUGGGCCCUAAUGCACCCUGGGAGAUUAACGCAUUAUCACGAGGGCCUUCCGACCACAUGGGGCACCAGAUACAUCAUGGUCUGCUUCGUGGACCCCUAGGCCACGCCCACACCUCACUUGACUGACAGUCGCACUGCUGUUCAUGCUGUUGCAAAUUGUGGCUUGUCAAACAAAAAGCACUUGCGACAAAGAGAAUUUGGCUAUGUGAACCAAAUAUAGCUUUGUUGGCUGAAUGCUACACUACGGAAUUCCUAUUUUACCUAAAGCAAAGCAUAUAUAUUUUAUAAUAAAAGAAAAUUUAAGAUAAAUUUAUUUUAAAAGAUGUGGAAGAUCUGUCUCGGCGCGAUAGAAGAGUUCAUGAGAAUCCCUCAGGGAUCGAACAAAAUGUGUUAAAUAAAGUAUUUUUAUUGCUA
Nematostella vectensis (starlet sea anemone) is the source of this 2732-nucleotide messenger RNA. Its product is annotated as multifunctional procollagen lysine hydroxylase and glycosyltransferase LH3. Gene Ontology annotation, cellular component: endoplasmic reticulum. Gene Ontology annotation, biological process: peptidyl-lysine hydroxylation. The transcript has 22 exons. Bases 217 to 2418 code for a protein of 733 amino acids. The record is from RefSeq and is a predicted model, not a curated record. Lineage: Eukaryota; Metazoa; Cnidaria; Anthozoa; Actiniaria; Edwardsiidae. Gene Ontology annotation, molecular function: iron ion binding; procollagen-lysine 5-dioxygenase activity; L-ascorbic acid binding.